This is a messenger RNA of Beta vulgaris subsp. vulgaris (sugar beet), 2079 nucleotides long. Its product is annotated as ATP synthase subunit beta, mitochondrial. The record is from RefSeq and is a predicted model, not a curated record. The transcript has 9 exons. Gene Ontology annotation, molecular function: ATP binding; ATP hydrolysis activity; proton-transporting ATP synthase activity, rotational mechanism. Lineage: Eukaryota; Viridiplantae; Streptophyta; Magnoliopsida; Caryophyllales; Amaranthaceae. Gene Ontology annotation, biological process: proton transmembrane transport; proton motive force-driven mitochondrial ATP synthesis. The coding region runs from base 75 to 1733 and encodes 552 amino acids.
UGAUUUCACUUUGGAAACCCUAGUCACACCCAUCUCUCUUUCUCACCCCCCUUUUUCUCCAUUUUCUCUCUCCCAUGGCGUCUCGUAGGCUCAUACCCUCUUUCGCCCGUGCACUCCGCCGAUCCUCUCGUCCAUCUUCUCUCUCCACCCCCAAACCUUCCGCACAUCACCGCCCUUCCGCUCGCGGCUACCUUCUCAAUCGCGUUGCUGAUUACGCCACAUCUUCCUCUGCUGCAGCCCAGCCUUCUUCUUCGCCUGCUAAGUCUGGCAGCGAAGGUGCCGGCAAGAUCACCGAUGAGUUCACCGGAAAAGGCUCUGUCGGAAAGGUAUGCCAGGUCAUCGGUGCUGUUGUUGAUGUCAGAUUUGACGAAGGUUUACCCCCGAUCUUGACUGCCCUUGAGGUGCUUGAUAAUGAGACGAGGUUGGUUCUUGAGGUUGCGCAGCAUUUGGGGGAGAAUAUGGUUAGGACUAUUGCUAUGGAUGGUACUGAAGGUCUUGUUCGUGGUCAACGCGUUUUGAAUACUGGAUCUCCUAUUACUAUUCCUGUUGGAAGAGUUACCCUUGGUCGUAUUAUGAAUGUCAUUGGGGAGCCAAUUGAUCACAGAGGAGAACUUAAGACCGAUCACUAUCUCCCUAUUCACAGAGAGGCACCUGCCUUUGUUGAACAAGCUACUGAGCAGCAGAUCCUUGUUACUGGAAUUAAGGUUGUCGAUCUCCUUGCUCCAUACCAAAGAGGAGGAAAGAUUGGGCUUUUUGGAGGGGCUGGUGUUGGGAAAACCGUGCUUAUUAUGGAACUUAUCAACAACGUUGCCAAAGCUCAUGGUGGUUUCUCUGUGUUUGCUGGAGUUGGUGAACGUACUCGUGAGGGUAAUGACUUGUACAGAGAAAUGAUUGAGAGUGGUGUUAUCAAGCUUGGUGACCAACAGGCUGACAGCAAAUGUGCUCUUGUCUAUGGUCAAAUGAAUGAGCCUCCAGGUGCCCGUGCCCGUGUUGGUCUUACUGGACUGACUGUCGCUGAGCACUUCCGUGAUGCUGAGGGACAAGAUGUGCUUCUCUUUAUUGACAACAUUUUCCGUUUUACCCAAGCUAACUCAGAGGUGUCUGCUUUACUUGGACGUAUUCCCUCAGCCGUCGGUUACCAACCAACCUUGGCUACCGAUCUUGGAGGUCUUCAGGAGCGUAUUACAACUACCAAGAAGGGUUCCAUUACUUCUGUCCAGGCUAUCUACGUGCCUGCUGAUGACUUGACAGAUCCUGCCCCUGCUACGACUUUUGCUCACUUGGAUGCCACAACUGUGUUAUCCCGACAGAUUUCUGAGCUUGGUAUCUACCCUGCUGUCGACCCUCUUGAUUCUACAUCUCGUAUGCUUUCACCUCACAUCUUGGGAGAGGAGCACUACAACACUGCUCGUGGAGUGCAAAAGGUUCUCCAGAACUACAAGAAUCUUCAGGAUAUCAUUGCCAUUUUGGGUAUGGAUGAGCUAAGUGAAGAUGACAAAUUGACUGUCGCUCGUGCUCGUAAGAUUCAAAGAUUCUUGAGCCAGCCCUUCCAUGUUGCUGAAGUCUUCACUGGUGCUCCUGGCAAGUACGUCGAAUUGAAGGAAAGCAUCACCAGUUUCCAGGGUGUCUUGGAUGGUAAAUAUGAUGACCUUUCUGAGCAAUCUUUCUACAUGGUUGGAGGAAUUGAAGAAGUCAUUGCCAAGGCUGAGAAGAUUGCCAAGGAAAAUGCUUAAGGAAAUUUGAGAUAAUUUGUUUUUUGACUUUCUCCUUUGGCCCUUUGCCGUGAUAAUUGCGAAAAUAAUUUUUAGUUAACAAUGGCUUUACCAGUUCCAGGAGUUGAGAAGGAUUUUUUUGGGAAGCCAAACAUAUGAACAAGGGUUUUUCCAUUUUGUCUUAUUUAUCUUUGUUGCACAAGUGUGAUGAUGCUCCAUUGAAGUGGAGCAGAGAGGGCUAGCCUGCUAGUAAUAUCCCCUUUCCCCCUUAGCUCCCUGUUAUUGAAUAAUGGGAGCAGGAGACAAGAUAUGGACACAUGUAUAUUUUUUGUUCUUUUUCCAUAGUCCAGAUUUUUGAAUCUUCUAA